AUGGCUCGGGGUGGGGCGGGGGCAGAGGAGGCCUCCCUCCGCUCAAACGCGUUGUCCUGGCUGGCCUGCGGGCUCCUGGCACUGCUGGCCAACGCCUGGAUCAUCCUCAGCAUCUCGGCCAAGCAGCAAAAGCACAAGCCGCUGGAGCUGCUGCUCUGCUUCCUGGCGGGCACGCACAUCCUCAUGGCGGCCGUGCCCCUCACCACCUUCGCUGUGGUGCAGCUCCGGCGCCAGGCCUCCUCCGACUAUGACUGGAACGAGAGCAUCUGCAAGGUGUUCGUGUCCACCUACUACACGCUGGCCCUGGCCACCUGCUUCACCGUCGCCUCGCUCUCCUACCACCGCAUGUGGAUGGUGCGUUGGCCCGUCAACUACCGCCUCAGCAACGCCAAGAAGCAGGCGCUGCACGCUGUCAUGGGCAUCUGGAUGGUCAGCUUCAUCCUCUCCACACUGCCCUCCAUUGGCUGGCACAACAACGGCGAGCGCUACUACGCCCGCGGCUGCCAGUUCAUAGUCUCCAAGAUUGGCCUCGGCUUUGGCGUCUGCUUCAGCCUCUUGCUACUUGGGGGCAUUGUCAUGGGGCUGGUCUGUGUGGCCAUCACCUUCUACCAGACGCUGUGGGCCCGGCCCCGGAGGGCUCAACAGGCGCGGAGAGUGGGGGCUGGGGGUGGGGCCAAGGGGGGUGGGCCAGGGGUGUUGGGCACCCGGCCAGCCUUUGAGGUGCCGGCCAUUGUGGUGGAGGAUGCCCGAGGGAAGCGGCGGUCCUCGCUGGAUGGGUCCGAGUCGGCCAAGACAUCCCUGCAGGUCACCAACUUGGUCAGCGCCAUCGUCUUUCUCUAUGACUCACUCACAGGGGUGCCCAUCUUGGUGGUGAGCUUCUUCUCCCUGAAGUCGGACUCGGCUCCCCCCUGGAUGGUGCUGGCUGUGCUGUGGUGCUCCAUGGCACAGACGCUGCUGCUGCCUUCCUUCAUCUGGUCCUGCGAGCGCUACCGCGCCGACGUGCGCACGGUGUGGGAGCAGUGCGUCGCUAUCAUGUCCGAGGAGGAUGGCGACGACGAUGGGGGCUGUGAUGACUAUGCAGAUGGCCGAGUGUGCAAAGUUCGCUUUGAUGCCAAUGGGGCCACAGGACCAGGGGGCAGGGACCCUACCCAAGUGAAGCUGCUGCCUGGAAGGCACAUGCUCUUUCCCCCUCUUGAGAGGGUCCACUACUUACAGGUCCCUCUGUCCCGCCGCCUGUCCCAUGAUGAGACCAACAUCUUCCCUACUCCUCGGGCACCUGGCUCCUUCCUGCACAAGUGGUCAUCCUCUGAUGACAUCCGGGUCCUCCCAGCCCAGAGCCGGGCCCUAGGGGGCCCGCCUGAGUACCUGGGACAAAGACAAAGGCUGGAGGAUGAGGAGGAGGAGGAGGAGGCUGAAGGUGGGGGGCUGGCCAGCCUUCGCCAAUUCCUGGAGGGCGGGGUUCUGGGGUCAGGUGGGGGACCCCCACGGGGUCCAGGCUUCUUCCGAGAGGAGAUCACCACCUUCAUUGACGAGACACCUUUGCCAUCUCCGACGGCCUCACCAGGGCCCUCUCCUCGCCGGCCCAGGCCGCUGGGAGUCUCACCCCGCCGACUCUCCCUUGGGUCCCCUGAUAGCAGAGUCGUUGGACUUCCUUUGGGGCUAAGUGCAGGGCGACGCUGCUCCCUGACAGGAGGUGAGGGGAGUGCAAGAGCUUGGGGAGGAUCUUGGGACCCAGGUAACCCCAUCUUCCCCCAGCUGACCCUGUGAGCCCGAGUGGGCCUGCUGGACUUGGGUGGG
This is a messenger RNA of Eubalaena glacialis (North Atlantic right whale), 1797 nucleotides long. RefSeq names its product G protein-coupled receptor 162 (gene GPR162). Lineage: Eukaryota; Metazoa; Chordata; Mammalia; Artiodactyla; Balaenidae. Gene Ontology annotation, biological process: G protein-coupled receptor signaling pathway. Gene Ontology annotation, molecular function: G protein-coupled receptor activity. The record is from RefSeq and is a predicted model, not a curated record. The coding region runs from base 1 to 1767 and encodes 588 amino acids. Gene Ontology annotation, cellular component: membrane. The transcript is spliced from 4 exons.